Molecule: messenger RNA, 906 nt
Organism: Mucor velutinosus
Lineage: Eukaryota; Fungi; Mucoromycota; Mucoromycetes; Mucorales; Mucoraceae
Product: Chk1 protein kinase
Exons: 3
Coding region: 1-906 (301 amino acids)
Biological process (GO): mitochondrion organization
Cellular component (GO): mitochondrion; membrane
Source: RefSeq, a predicted model, not a curated record
AUGGCUCAACAAGCAAAGCAAGCUGCCCAAAGAUUAGGCGGUAUGUUCCCUAAGGGCUCUGGCAAGGGUCUUGGCUCUGCAGUUGGAGCUAUCACUGUUUUGGGUGCCUUGGGUUAUGGUGUCAAUGCCUCUCUUUUCAACGUUGAUGGUGGUCAUCGUGCUAUCAAGUACACCCGUCUUUUUGGUGUUCAAAACCAAGUUUAUAAUGAAGGUACUCACUUUAUGAUCCCCUGGUUCGAGACACCUGUCAUUUAUGAUGUUCGUGCAAAGCCUCGCAAUGUUGCUUCUUUAACUGGUACCAAAGAUUUGCAAAUGGUCAACAUCACUUGUCGUGUGCUUUCAAAGCCUCGUCCUGAUGAUCUUGCUACAGUAUAUAGAACAUUGGGUCAAGACUAUGACGAACGUAUUUUGCCCUCCAUCGUCAACGAAGUUUUGAAAUCAGUUGUUGCUCAAUUCACUGCAUCUCAAUUGAUCACUCAGCGUGAAAGAGUAUCUCGUCUUGUCCGUGAAAACUUGGUUCGUCGUGCCUUAAGAUUCAAUAUUAUUUUGGAUGAUGUUUCCAUCACACAUUUGAACUUCUCUCCUGUUUUUGAGGCAGCUGUCGAAGCCAAGCAAAUUUCUCAACAAGAAGCUCAAAGAGCUGCAUUCAUUGUUGACAAAGCUCGCCAAGAAAAGCAAUCAGUCAUUGUCCGUGCUCAAGGUGAGGCUAAAUCAGCCGAAUUGAUUGGUGAGGCUAUUGAGAACAAACCCGGUUUCUUGGAGUUGAAGCGUAUUGAGGCUGCUCGUGAGAUUGCCACAGUGAUUUCUCGUUCUGGUAACAGAGUCAUGCUUGAUUCUGACACUUUAUUGCUCAAUGUCAACUCACCUGUCAGUGGCAACGCAUCAUCAUCAGAGGCAACAGCUUAA